This is a messenger RNA of Periconia digitata, 2645 nucleotides long. Lineage: Eukaryota; Fungi; Ascomycota; Dothideomycetes; Pleosporales; Periconiaceae. The record is from the annotation of a GenBank genome assembly.
UCGUGAUAGUACCUGAUUAUUUGCCGAAUGCAAACAUGACGCUGGCAAUCCAUGUCCUUUCUUUAUCCCGCGCACUAGCCUCGCUACCACGUGAAUGUCGUAACACCAACAAUGUGUGUUUGGAUUUUGCAUGUGCAUUCACAUCGCUGCUCGGGCCCUCCUGCCUUAGUCAGCGAUACCCGCUCUAUACCUUGAUUCUUCUACUGCCCAGCGUACCGUACCAUAUGCUAUAGACCCACCACCAUAGCCACCACACUCAACCUGUUCCCCCCGAAACACAGGCUACUAGCGAAAAAUCUCACCUUUGUCGCCUGCACCUUUUCUUCCACAUUCACCAUCAGUGUUUCAUGCUCACUGUCCUACGCAUCGCGCUUGCAACGCUCGUCAGCCAGCUUCCCCACUAGCCAUCCUACACUUCGCAGCUCGCCAUGUCGGAUGCUGCGCAUCCGCCGGCCACGGCGAUCCCACCCGGACGCGAGGAGGACUGUGAAAUGAUAGAGCCUGGCACACCAACUUCCACCGUAAUGUUUGAGCAGGAGCCUUACGAGACAUUCAAGAACAAGAUUGUGCAGUUAUGCAAGUCCGUCUUCGGCAUGCUCCCCAUGGAAACCGAACGUAUGCAGGGCGGCAGCUACAAUCGCGUCGUGGGUAUCAGCGUCGAGUACUCCACCCCGAGCAAAAGCUUUUUUCGCGGCAUGUUUUCCAAGCUUCGAUCUCGACUCCAUCGAAUGGUCCGCAAUGGAUGUGUGCCAAAAGGAGAGAGAAAGUACGUUGUGCGUAUGCGUCGGGGCCCUGAAGAGCCGUACUCUGUUGGCCACGAUGUUGCCACCCUCAACUUCGUUAGAAAGCAUACAUUGCUACCUAUUGCCGAUGUUAUCGCCUUCAGUAACUCCACCGAUUCUUGUGUGGAAUCCCCAUAUAUGAUACAGACGUGUCUCCCCGGGCAAAACCUCAAGUCACUCUGGACGCAGCUUACCCACAAGCAGCGAGGCGACGCCCUACGACAAAUCACCUUGAUGACCCACCAGCUUCAGUACAUCGAAAGCAACCGUGCUGGGGUUUUGAAAACAUGCUCCAAGAUUUCGGAGGGCCCGGACGAUUAUGAGGUUGAGAAGUUCGACAUGCUACGCACCAAUUGGUCGCAGCCUGCACCCAUCAGCACUCCGCAGACGACCUUCGAAUUCCUGAUGGAGCUCUGGGAAAAGCAACUUGACAGCCAGUUGAAAACACCCGAUGCUUAUGUCAUGCCACAAUAUUAUAAAAUCCGGAAGAUCAUCCUAUCUCUUCGCGAUCUGGGCUUUCUUUCAGAGAGCGAUCUUUUCACUUUUGCCCACACAGACCUUUUCCCCCGGAACGUGCUCGCGCAAAUAACUUCCGAUAGUACUGUCCAGAUUACUGGAAUCUUGGAUUGGGAUGCUUCACACGCUUUCCUGGCACCCAAGAUUAUCGCAUGUCGAGCCCCGUUCUACUUCUGGCACCCGGAAUCCGCAAUAAUAAGUGAGAAGCGCACGGAAUCGCUUGCCCUAGUUGAGCCUUCUGGUGAUGAGGACAAAGAGAUGAAAAAGAUUUUCGAAUCUUGUGCCGGCCCGGAAUGGUUGCGUUAUGCUUUCACGCCUGAAUUCGUGAUUGCUCGGCGUGUCAUUGGGUGGUUGAUGGAUGAUCACGGCGACGGUGCCGUAUACAACGAAGCCGAUGAUAUUAUACGAGCCUGGAGACUGUUACAUCAUCAAGAAGAGCUCGAGAGCGAAUACUUUGCAACUGGCAUAGAUGAAGGUGGCUUUCUUCGUUCGAACUCUGACGACGUUGAGGACGACAACGAAGUUGAUUGUUCCAGUCUCUCUAACCAGACUAUUGAUGGCGAGCAUGAGAACGCUAACGAUGAGUCAUUGGUAUACGACGGUGGAAAUGAUAUCUCUGAUAUAUCCUUGCAGCUUCCCGAGAAUGUACCAAAUCCUAACGACGAUGAGGGUAAUGGUGUGGAACACAACGAUGCAGAAGAUGUACAAGAUUUAUUCUCCAAGGAGGGAAUCAAUGGGGGUGUGGUCCGAAACGCAGAGUUGAAACGUUUAGGAAACGUGUUCGACAUGAAGAUCGUAGAUCAGACGGCAACGGUGACCUACUACGAGGAGGGCUAUGCGUCUUGUCCGAACUAAUGUGCACCCCAGUGCAUUCAUUCUCCCUACAUCUUCACGAAGAUCUCUCCGCUUCGAGUCCAGACUUCUCUCCCAGUUGGCCCACACACUUUUCGAGAGACACGUCUUCAGUCUAGGUAAAACUAGAUGCUGCAUCCACCGUCGGAAUACUUGUAGUUUGGACGUUACGGCUCACGGGCUUCCACACUUUCUCUGCUAUCCCGACACAAUCCCCUCAAAUGAGCAUCAUCAGCCUUAUGCCUAUCUGGUCCAUUUUGAACACCAUUAUCGAUUGCUUGGAGAUUAAUUACAAGGCGGCAACCUGUACUGGUGUGGAUGUCGAUGCUCUGGUUUCGUACAUCAUCGGACCAUUGGAGCAUUUGGAGCAUUCCUGAAAGGAAACACGAACGGAACACCAUCUCAAAUUCAGCGGAUGACGAUUAUUUCAUGCACCAUUAGCGUCUGCAGACAAGGAAACGAAGCCGUUACUUCGACAAUACAGAAAUGCCCCUU